Messenger RNA from Exophiala xenobiotica, 852 nucleotides. RefSeq lists its product as uncharacterized. Gene Ontology annotation, cellular component: cytoplasm; nucleus. The transcript has 4 exons. Lineage: Eukaryota; Fungi; Ascomycota; Eurotiomycetes; Chaetothyriales; Herpotrichiellaceae. Gene Ontology annotation, molecular function: inorganic diphosphate phosphatase activity; magnesium ion binding. Bases 1 to 852 code for a protein of 283 amino acids. The record is from RefSeq and is a predicted model, not a curated record. Gene Ontology annotation, biological process: phosphate-containing compound metabolic process.
AUGAGCAAGGCACAAUCCAUUUACAGUCUCAAAUCAGUCGGCUCUCCCGGCUCUUUAGACUUUCGUUUGUAUAUGGAACGAAAAGGGUCACCGAUUUCGAUCUGGCAUGACAUACCUUUGUGGGCCGAUGAGGAGGAAAAGGUUUUGAACAUGGUGGUGGAGAUCCCACGAUGGUCCAACGCAAAGUUCGAGAUCUCUAGGACCGAAGAAUUCAACCCGAUAAAGCAGGACGUCAAGAACAAUAAAGCCCGCUUCGUACGUAAUGUUUUCCCCUAUAAAGGGUACAUCUGGAACUACGGCGCCCUUCCGGGAACUUGGGAAAAUCCCUCUCAUGUUCACCCAGACACUAAGCACCCUGGUGACAACGAUCCCCUCGAUGCUUGUGAGAUAGGUGAACAGGUCGCGUAUACUGGUCAGAUUAAAAGAGUCAAGGUCCUUGGGGCAAUGGCCCUCCUCGAUGACGGCGAAACCGACUGGAAGAUUAUUGUCAUCGAUAUCAAUGAUCCGCGCGCUGCCGAGGUGAACAAUAUUGCAGAUGUACAAAAACACUUCCCAGGUCUUUUAGAGGCGACAUGGGAGUGGUUCAAGCUCUACAAAGUUCCCGAUGGCAAGGCGCCGAACAAGAUCGCCUUGGACGGCGAGUUUAGAGAUCAAAGCUAUGCCAUAUCGAUAGUCAACGAAUGCAAAGCAGCAUGGGAAAAGUUGAUCAACGGCAAGGUACUGGCUGAGGAUAUAAGCCUCAUUCGGGGCAAUGAAAUGGACACAAUCGCGAGCUCAGCCAACUACACAGGCAACGAUGAAUGUCAACCGUCAGAAGAGAACUUGGAUAAAUGGUUCUUCUUGAGGAAGUAG